CCUUCGAGUCGAUUAGAUGCAGAUAAGCAGUCGUGGCUCAAAGAACGAUGACCAUGGCGGGAAAAUUCACAGCUCUUCUCGUUUUGGUGCUAUGUCACCAAGCGCAUAGUGGAUUGUUGAAUAUUUUUGACUCGAGUGUGGAUUACGAUUUGGCCGAUUCCAUUGAUGCUGUUUUCGGAGCUGUGAUGAACGACAUGAAAGCCCUUUUGCGUGGGGCUUCCAGUGCUCCAAUCGAAGAAGAUGUGACAUUUUGGUGUGGAAAACGAGGAUCUCCUACUUUAAAACAAACAUAUUUGAAUGACCCAAAUUUGAGUGAUAAAAUCAAUCUUAAUGGUUCUAUCACUUUUAUCACCCACGGAUGGUUAGAUAACGUUACUCGCAAUUGGUUCCAAAAUAUGGCUCAAGACGUGCUGACUUACUCCGAUACCAAUGUGUGUGGUGUGAAUUGGGCGCAUCUUGCCCAGUUUAAUUACUAUACAGCGGCAAUUAAUCACACCGUACUUGUGUCUGAUUAUCUUACCACAUUUAUCCGUUACAUAAAUGGAGCGGGUAUUCCACUGGAGAAAAUAACACUCGUUGGCCAUAGUAUGGGAGCACAAAUUAGUGGCCAGACAGGAAAUAAUCUAGGCGGUCAAAUUGCAAAAAUCUAUGGACUGGACCCGGCUGGACCGUGUUUCACUAUGCCAAUCGACCGAGGAUUAAGAUAUCGAUUGGAUCGCAGUGAUGCCAAAUUUGUUCAAACAAUCAUCACAUCCAGGGGCACAAUUGGAGUGGCAUUCGGAGAUGGACAUGAAAAUUUCUACCCCAACGGUGGAGCUUCUCCGCAGACCAAUUGCAUACUCCCAUUGACCAGUGAUGCUGAGUUCUACGAUCAAAUCAUGUGCAGCCACUUGCAUGCAACGUCAUUGUUCCGGUAUGCGUUGAACCCAGCGAUACAGUUUAAGAGCCGAAAAUGCGGAUCAUAUGCAUCAUUUAUGCUUAAGUUGUGCUUUUUGAAUGAGCAAAACCUGUUGGGUGUUUAUAGCAAAAAAUCGAGUGGUGAUUACUACCUACAAACUUCGGCAGUAGCUCCAUAUAAUCGACCAUUGUUAAUAUAAAUAUGUAGCCCGAAAGUUAAAUUUUUACCUGCUUCUUUUUGUAUUGGCAUUUUUGUAAAAUAAACUAACUACUAGGUAUCACUUUUAUAUGAAA
Uranotaenia lowii is the source of this 1191-nucleotide messenger RNA. Its product is annotated as lipase member I-like. The record is from RefSeq and is a predicted model, not a curated record. Lineage: Eukaryota; Metazoa; Arthropoda; Insecta; Diptera; Culicidae. The transcript is spliced from 2 exons. Bases 48 to 1097 code for a protein of 349 amino acids. Gene Ontology annotation, molecular function: lipase activity.